AUGGCAGCGAAAUCCGAUGGUCGCGGGGUCGUCACCGGUUUCGCCCAGCUGCACAACCUGGAUGAGGUGGUGGGGACCGGCGAGUGCGACCCGCGAGGAGGAAGCUCCUUCCACAUCUGCCACUGCUGCAACACUUCAUCGUGCUACUGGGGCUGCCGGAGCGCCUGUCUGCAUUACCUCCGGGGAAAGGGGAAGGAGAGAGAUGCGGCGCGACCGCCGCAGGAGGAGCGCCUAUGGUUGGACUGCUUGUGGAUUGUCCUGGCCCUGUUGGUCUUUUUUUGGGACGUGGGGACUGACUUGUGGCUGGCCAUCGAUUACUACCAUAAGCAGGACUACCUCUGGUCCGGACUGACCCUGUUCUUCGUGCUUGUCCCCUCGGUUCUGGUCCAGAUCCUUAGCUUCAGGUGGUUCGUGCAGGAUUACACCGGGGGUGGACUGGGCUCCGUAGAGGGAUUGAGUAGCCGGAGAGCCACGGCUACCUUCGGAAACCAGAGAGACAGAUGCUGUCUCCUCUCCGUUUGGGUCUGGCAGACAGUCAUCCACAUCUUUCAGAUGGGGCAAGUUUGGAGGUACAUCCGCACCAUGUAUCUGGGCAUUCAGAGCCAUCGUCAGAAGGAGAACCAGCGUCGAUUCUACUGGGCCAUGAUGUACGAGUAUGCGGACGUCAACAUGCUGCGCCUGCUGGAGGCCUUCCUGGAGAGUGCGCCCCAGCUGGUGCUGCAGCUCUGCAUCAUGAUUCAGAGGAACAGGACGGAGAGGCUGCAAUGUGUCUCUGCCGUAUCCUCGCUCCUGUCCCUGGCCUGGGUGCUGGCUUCUUACCACAAGCUGCUACGAGACUCACGUGACGACAAGAAGAGUAUGAGCUACCGUGGCGCCCUCGUGCAUCUAUUCUGGCGCCUGUUCACCAUCUCCUCACGGGUGCUCUCCUUUGCCCUCUUCGCUUCCGUGUUCCACCUCUACUUUGGCAUCUUCGUGGUACUGCACUGGUGUGCCAUGGCCUUCUGGGUGAUCCACGGCGGCACCGACUUCUGCAUGUCCAAGUGGGAGGAGGUGCUGUUCAACAUGGUGGUAGGCGUGGUCUACGUCUUCUGCUGGUUCAACGUACGCGAGGGCCGGACGCGCUACCGCAUGGUGGCCUACUACACAGUGGUGCUGCUGGAGAACGCCUUGCUGAGUGUCCUUUGGUAUGCCUACCGCGACCCGGCCACCACCGACGCCUACGCCUCCUCUGCGCUCUGCGGGGUCUUCCUGUGCUUUGCCUCUGGCGUAGCCUGCAUGGUCCUCUACUACGGGGUUCUGCACCCUAUGGGCCCCCGGCUGAGGGUGCUAGCCAGCUCCUGCUGUGCCGAGCUGCUGUGGGGCCUUCCUUUACCCCCGGAGGCUGAGCCCAUGGCCCCCACGCCCGGGCCCCGGGGGUCCCAGGCCACCCCUACUAGGGGCUUUGCUGGGGACUACAUAGAAUCGGACGAUGCAGCCACAGACACGUGUCUGCCUGUGUUCCAGGUGAGAUCUACAGAGCCAGUGGAUGCAACUGGCCGGCCUAUCCGGCCAGAGGGGCCGCUCAUUAAGAUAGACAUGCCCAGGAAGCGCUACCCGGCCUGGGACGCCCACUUUGUGGAUCGCCGUCUCCGCAGGACCAUAAACGUGCUGCAGUACAUCAGCCCCAACGCGGUGGGGAUCAGGUAUAGAGACGGGCCGCUCCUCUAUGAACUCCUGCAGUACGAGUCCUCCCUUUGAAGGCAUUCUGUCUCCCUCACUCUAUCACACACACACACGCUCAUCCUCACUCUCUCUAGACCAUUCUGUUCUUCCUCUCUCUGGAUUCAAACUCCUCCAUUUGGUGCUUUUCUCUCACUCUUGAUUAUGAACUUUUUCAUCCAGGACGUGUGUAUGAGUGUACAUGUGUGU
Hypomesus transpacificus is the source of this 1908-nucleotide messenger RNA. RefSeq names its product XK, Kell blood group complex subunit-related family, member 6b (gene xkr6b). NCBI's taxonomy places the organism in Eukaryota, Metazoa, Chordata, Actinopteri, Osmeriformes, Osmeridae. The coding region runs from base 1 to 1737 and encodes 578 amino acids. Gene Ontology annotation, biological process: phosphatidylserine exposure on apoptotic cell surface; engulfment of apoptotic cell; apoptotic process involved in development. The record is from RefSeq and is a predicted model, not a curated record. Gene Ontology annotation, cellular component: plasma membrane. The transcript has 3 exons.